AUGCAGAGUGUUUCACCACUUGGAGCGGAAGUACAGGAAGAAGUGGAGUCAACUGGAAAUGGUACGCAGAUGGAGAAUAGAGUGAGCUUUAGACAAACCGGAAUAGAGCGACGUUUCGCCAGAAAUUUGCAAUUGUUCUCGGGAAUGGGACCUGAAAGAAGACCAAAAUUGCCAAGGAUGAAGGGCUCCGUCAGGUUGCUACAGACUGUUCGGAAAAUUGAUGACGUAUUGAACACCUGUAUGCGGAACUCAAAUGAUCUUAAAGAGAUACUGGACAUGGUCUAUGCGGGUGCGGUGACUGUCUGCGAGGAGGUUGGCCUUCACUUAGAAAACAAUCAACCCACGCACCGCAAAGAUCAAACCCCUCCAUGGAAAAUACGCCUAGAAAAGAAGAUAGUUGAGAACAGAAAGAAGAUUGGGGUGCUUCACACUUACCUGCAUACGGAGAACCCAUCAAGGAAGCUUCUGAAGAAAACACUAAGAGUUGCGUCGGAGUACCGGGUGAGGAGGCGUAGUUGGCAGCUGAGAGAGGAGCUGGUGACAAUCUGCGAUAGGCUGAAACAAAAGGUUAAAGCUUUAGGCAAUCGCUUAAAGCGUUAUAACGAGAGAGUUAAGAGGUACAGGAACAACCAACUGUAUUACAAAAACCCACAGCAAUUUUUUCGGUCGCUUGAAGAGGGAGUAGAGGCUACAGGGGGAGAAUCGCCAUCAGUGACGGAAAUGUAUAGAGAAUGGAAUAAAAUCUGGGGGGAUGCGAGGACGCAUGACGACGGGGCUUAUUGGAUAAAAGAAGCUGAGAGGAAAGCUGAAACGUAUGACAUGGAAGAGCUUGAAAUAAAGGAGGAAGAUAUACGUAUGGUGCUGAGAAGGGCAAAAAAUUGGUCUGCCCCGGGCUCUGAUAGACUGCACAAUUACUGGUGGAAGAACUUCCAAUCAACGCAUAAACAUCUGGCUAGAAUGUUCCAGGAAGCCCUGCACAACCCUUCGGUGAUACCGGAAUCUCUCACGCUUGGUGUAACCCACAUGAUACCAAAGGGAGAUAAAACCAGUGACCCAAAAAACUACCGACCCAUCACUUGCCUGCCCUCAAUAUACAAGAUACUUACAGGUGUGCUCACGACGGCCAUUUGGAGGCAUGUGGACAACUAUGGAAUAAUGGCCCCAGAGCAGAAUGGGUGCAGGAAAAAUAUAAGGGGAUGUAAGGAGGCUCUCAUUAUUGAUCACCUGGUGACGAAACAGGCCAGGAAAAAGAUGAGGAAUAUAUCUGUGGCAUGGAUCGACUAUAAGAAGGCCUUCGACUCCAUGCCGCACUCUUGGCUGCUGAAAACCUUGCGCCUUUAUGGAGUAUCUGAGUCUGUAGUGAAGCUUCUAGAACAUCUGAUGAAAUCGUGGCGUACGCAAUUACUGGUCGUACGCAAGGAAAAACUACCGCAACGCCUGAAAUAA
Messenger RNA from Coccinella septempunctata (seven-spotted ladybird), 1446 nucleotides. RefSeq lists its product as uncharacterized. Bases 1 to 1446 code for a protein of 481 amino acids. The transcript has a single exon. The record is from RefSeq and is a predicted model, not a curated record. NCBI's taxonomy places the organism in Eukaryota, Metazoa, Arthropoda, Insecta, Coleoptera, Coccinellidae.